UCAGAAUCAGCUUGUCAUCAAAAUAGCGUCUUCGUGCACUCCGGGGCCACUCGCUGGCUCAAUUCACGCCGACGCGUUCGUAGUUUUUAAGUUCUCUUCUGGAUAACAAAUCGGGAGAGCAACAGAUAUUUUGUACACCACGUGCGUCCGAUUCGAUAUAUACGAAAGAUAAUGCGCCCGUAAGCCGUAAGUGUGGGACAUGGACAUAAAAAUGGAAAUUUUUGUUGCUGUUCUUUUCCUCAGUUCCGGUGCCGUGUCGGCGGUUCGUGGUUAUUCGUGGCCCAGCGAGGAAACGACCACCAGGUCGAAUAAAGACUACCGUAACGACCCAUUGGUAGUGGAAACCAAUAGCGGAUUCGUGCGUGGACAUGCGAAAACCGUGCUCGGUAGAGAAGUUCACGUGUUUACAGGUAUUCCUUUUGCAAAACCUCCAAUAGAGCAAUUAAGAUUUAGACGGCCAGUGCCAAUUGAUCCUUGGCACGGAGUGCUAGAUGCUACGAAACUACCAAACUCGUGCUACCAGGAACGCUACGAAUAUUUCCCUGGAUUCGAAGGUGAGGAAAUGUGGAACCCGAACACAAAUAUCUCAGAAGACUGCCUUUAUUUGAAUAUUUGGGUUCCGCAGCGUUUGCGCAUUAGACAUCACGAUAAUAAGCCUCCAAUGGAACGACCAAAAGUUCCAGUGCUGAUAUGGAUAUACGGAGGCGGCUAUAUGAGCGGUACGGCCAGCCUCGACAUUUACGAUGCCGAUAUAAUUGCUGCGACCAGUGACGUCAUUGUAGCCUCAAUGCAAUACCGAGUCGGUUCGUUUGGUUUUUUGUAUCUCAACAGAUUUUUCCCUAGAGGUAGCGAGGAAGCGCCUGGAAAUAUGGGUUUGUGGGAUCAAGCCUUGGCAAUACGGUGGAUAAAAGAAAACGCUAAAGCUUUCGGUGGAGAUCCAGAAUUGAUUACUUUAUUCGGAGAGUCUGCUGGUGGAGGUUCGGUCAGCAUUCACCUACUGAGCCCAGUCACUAAAGGCCUAGCGAAACGCGGUAUCCUACAGUCGGGCACCAUGAACACACCUUGGAGCUACAUGUCGGGCGAACGGGCCGAAUCUAUUGGCAAAACUCUGAUCCAGGAUUGCGGCUGUAACAUUACGUUGAUGGAAAGUCAACCUCACGAUGUUUUGGAUUGUAUGCGCGCCGUCGACGCCAAAACCAUAUCUUUGCAGCAAUGGAAUUCGUAUUCUGGGAUAUUGGGAUUUCCUUCUACGCCAACUAUAGAGGGAGUGUUUUUGCCUAAACAUCCGAUGGAUAUGUUAGCUGAAGGUGAUUAUGAGGAUAUGGAGGUGCUGUUGGGGAGCAACCAUGAUGAAGGAACUUACUUUCUACUCUACGACUUUAUCGACUUUUUCGAAAAAGACGGGCCAAGUUUCCUACAAAGGGAAAAAUACCACGACAUUAUCGACACAAUUUUCAAGAACUUCACCAAACUUGAAAGGGACGCCAUAGUGUUCGAGUAUACGGAAUGGGAACACGUGAACGAUGGUUAUUUGAAUCAAAAAAUGGUCGGAAAUGUCGUAGGCGAUUACUUUUUCGUUUGUCCGAUGAACGAGUUUGCCGAAAAGGCAGCUGAACGAGGCAUGAAAGUCUACUAUUAUUAUUUUACUCAUAGGACAAGUACGUCAUUGUGGGGCGAGUGGAUGGGCGUAAUGCACGGAGACGAGAUAGAAUACGUGUUCGGUCACCCUCUGAACAUGUCGCUGCAAUUUAACUCGAGGGAACGAGAACUGAGUCUGAAGAUCAUGCAGGCGUUUGCGAGGUUCGCAGCCACAGGAAAACCUGUUACCGACGACGUCAAUUGGCCAUUGUACACGAAAGAGCAACCGCAAUAUUUUAUUUUGAAUGCAGAAAAAAAUGGUAUCGGCAGGGGACCUCGUGCACAAGCUUGCGCCUUUUGGAAUCACUUUUUGCCAAAACUUAGAGAAAAUUCCGGUUCAGACGACCCGCCCUGCGUAAACACGUACCUGAGCAAAAUCGGAUCAUCAUCAACAAGACUAUUACACAAAUCGGCUACCAUUCUACAAACAAUAUUCAUGUUAAUUUUGAUCCUUACGGGAAUCUAAAUUCCUUAGAGAAGGCUCAAUUUUGCAUAUUGUGUCACCUUGAAAUUUAGAAACAAAAAGCCACUUUAUAGUUAAUUAGAUGGCCCUCAAUUUUUUCGAGGGUAAUUUUAACGAGAUUUUUGUAGCCGCAGUGGGGCAAGGGUUGGGGUUUUUUGAAGAUGUUUUUGUUGGGAAAAACCUAUUAAUUGUUGGCCAAAUUAGAGGAAUUUAAAUAAAGAAUAUUUUUGAUUGAAAUUAAAAAAAUUAUAUUAUUCCUCAAUUUAGCGGUUGUGAUUUAACAGAGAAAUUUGUGUGGAAAUUUUAGAUGUCUUAAGGUGUUAUAACAGUAAGAAUUAGAUGUUGUUACAUAUACAAUGUGUAUUAAACGGUAGGCAUAUUUUGCUGCUAUAAUUUGGUGUGCAAAAUUUUAGUGUUAAAUGUGCAAAGAUGAAUUUUGGUUUAAAAUAAGUUUUGGUGUCAAUGUUCGCUUGAAUAUUUUAUAUUUGGUUGCCAAUCCUCGCCUCACUUUAUAGAAAAUUCUUAUUAUAUUUUUCUAUACGACUCACUUGUUUUUAAAUCUUAUUAUAUAAUAAUUAUUGCUGAAUUUAGAUGAUUAGUUAGAUAAAAUUAAAUAUACUUAUAUAUUAGGGAAAUUUAGUUGUGUUUUUAGGGAUUUGUGUUGUGUGGCAGGUUAAAGGCUCAUUUACACAGAUGAGGACAUAAUUGUGCCGUAUCUGAUUAGCAUUUUAUCAUCCAAUUGUUGAUGUUAAAGUUACAAGUUUUUCAGUUUACUUUAGAGUCACUUGAUUUAUUUUGUUAUUUUAAAAUCAUCCAGAAUAAGUAAAGCAUACUAUAUGAUGAAGUUGUUACGGAGUUACUAGAUUUUUUCCGAAAAUGUGUGCGCCUCUGACUUUUUAAUUACUUUAAUUCAACUAUUUGCGCUAGGUAAUUUUUGGUCAACCCCGCGGUAGUGAUUUAACUUGAUUAUCGCACACCACAAUAAUAUUGAGGGUGGCGCCCGAGAUAACCGUUAAAAAUAGAAAAAGAAAAUCCAAAAGGGCGCUACAUAAAUUGAAACUUCUGUUUCCAGCAAUUGAAUGUUCCUGCUCGGGUGCUAAAUCUUUGUCACCUUGGCGAUUCCAAGGUGACCAGCGAUGGGGAGAUCGUGAUUCUCUUCCAAAACGGCUUUAUGAGUAGAUUUUGGCACGCAUAACUUCCAAGGAUCGAUGAAGUUACGAAUGCCAUCUGAUGUUACAAGAUGUCCUAAGUAACGCAGGGAUCGUUUUCCAAAUUCACAUUUCUCGGAGUCAAGCCGUAGAUCAGCCUCUCUUAGUCGGCGGAAUAAUUCUUCCAAGUUUUGUAAGUCUCGCCAAGAUUAUUUCGUCCAGAUAUGCGAAACAGUAGUUAUCUAGUUCCGGUCUUAUAAUACGGUCCAUUAGCUUUUGGAAGAUGGCCGGUGCAGAAUGUAAUCCAAAGGGGAUAACCCGGAAUUGGAACAAGCCCAUUCCUGGUACUGUAAAUGCAGUAAUCGGUUUACUUUCUUCCGACAGAAAUAUUUGCCUUGUUUUAAAUCGAUGUUGGAAAUGUAACGGGCUCUCCUUAGUUUAUCCAGAAUAGAGUUGAUGAAAGGAAGCGGAUAAGCGUCUUUUCGACUUACCGCAUUUAUAUUUUGGAAGUCAAUGCAAAAACGGUAUUUUCCAUCCUUCUUUUUCACGAUGACUACAGGAGAACUCCAAGGACUGUUUAAUGGUUCAAUAAUUCCGUCUUCCAACAACUUCGGUGUUAACAAGUUCCUGCAUUCUUGGAUUUUGAGGGGUGUUGUUAUCGCUGUUUGAUCGGUUCCGGAUUAAGCGAAUGUACAAAGUGUUCCACAAAAGGAGUGGUGCCUUUAAUGUGGUCAAACUUUCGGUCCAGGAAUUUCUGCAAAAGCAUCUCCUCAGUGGAUGUCAAUUCUAUGUUCGGGGGGCCAUCUAUUGGACCAAUUGGACUACAUAAGUUAGGAAGAGGCAGAAGACGUUUUUGUAUAUAAACGUUUCCACUGCCCAGGUCCAGAUGAAACUGGUGCCGGUUCAAGAUAUCCAUCCCCAGCAUAAUAUCGGAUGACAAGUUUGUAAAGUAGUUAAUAGUCUCGGUCAAGAUAAGAUCUCCAAGCUGUAACGGUAUCUGGUAAGCUUCGGAGAUGUCGAUUACACCACCGUGGGCCAUUUUGGCGCUUCUAACCGUGGGUUGUACUUUGGGGUAGUUGUGGAGACGGCAUAUGUUUUCAGCGAAGUCUCCCACGUAUGAGUUAGCGGCUCUGGUAUCGACUAUGGCCGAGAACGGGGUCUCACACAUGCGGGCUAAAAUCUGGUAGACGAAUCAUGUUUAGAUUUUGCGGAGGGUCUGGUUUACUCGAGGUUUUCCGUGUAGGGUGCUGAACUGACCUCGGACUAGGACAGCACCGGGUUAGUUUCCCGAACGGUUACGGUGGCAGUUACUAGAAACUUUUGUUUGAAACGACAGAACGUUGAACUCAGAUGGCACUCUGAGAAAACCGUCGAGCGGCUUCGAGAAGUUAAGUGACAAAUAAAAACACGGGGGAACAGAAACGGUGCACCAGGUCCGAAAACCAGUCUAACCUUCGAAGGUUUGUGUGUUUUUGUCAAUGUCUCGUCUGUACUGUAGUGAAAAAGAGGUUUUUCCUAAAAACCCUCCAUAAAAUUCAAGCUAGAGGUAGUUUCGACUUUUUUCUUCUUAUAAAACUCUGUUCUAACUCGGCGGCAAAUCUAGCCUUUGUCUUUGUUUUGAAAUUGAGAUUUUUCCGUAAAAAAUUUCAAGAAAAAUUCAAGCUGGGGGUAGUUUCGACUUUUGUCUUCUUAUAGAACUCUGUCCCAACUCGGCGAAGCUAAUCUAGCUUAGAGUUAAAUUGAAAUUGAGAUUUUUUCCUAAAAAAGCCACAAGAAAAAGUCAAGCUUGGAUAAUUUAGACUUUCUAGUCUUUUUGCAAAUUCUGUCCCAACUUGGUGAGCCUUUGGAGGAAGAAAAUGAAUAUUUGAUUUUUGAGUUUCAAUUCGACGUGGAGUUUGCAGAAGAGAUGAGAAUUUUCAUAAAAAUUCACGAAAAUCGUCGAGGACGGACAUGGGGGGUCGGGAACCUUUGAAGAAGGUGUCCAAAAGUAUAAGUGACAAUCGCGGAGGAGGAGUCUAGAUUUCCUAGAUGGAAAGCUGCAUGAAUGUGUCGAAUUGGAAACGCGGGGCUCAAUUUAGAACCAGAAAUCAAAAAUGCGGAUUUCCUUGCGAAGAACUGGGCUUUUCCGGAAGCCUUAUUUCGCGCCCGAGGAGUUAUAACGUUGGCUUUCUCUUUUCUGUCUUCGUACCUAUGAGGUAGCUCGCACCAACAACGCUCUGAGAGGUUCGUCUACCGGCCACAUAAAGUGAUCCCUAAGGCAAGGUGACCCACAGCAAAGCGUUGCCAGCCUAAUACGCGCUCCUAAGUGCCGGCUACAUGUCACAGCACUUCUGUCGAACAAAUGAGGGGAGAGCUGUUCUUGUCUCUAGCGUAGAGAACGGGGCAGACAGGCGAGAUGAAGUCUCAAUCACUGCCUGAAGAGAACUGACUGACUCUGGCCUGAAAAUAUGUUCCGGCGAUACCCUUCAUAAGCUCCGCCCACAACGAAAAACAGCCAAUCCCAUGCAACGCGACAUAUGAUAAUACCCUGGGAUGUACAGAUUUCUUGAAGUUUCUCCAAGAACGUCACAGGGUCCAUCAAAAUGGAUAUUCCAUUUAUGAACCUUCAUCGGUAUAACUGGGGACCCAUGGGUGCCAGGAGAAAUCGGUGGUUGGAUGGUAAUAGUCGGUACCGGUGUGAGAAUUGUCUGAGUUGUAUCAGAUGGACUGGUUGUUGUCAGGUGAGCUGUAGUACUGGCGGUCGAAGCAGUGAUGUUGGGAGAAGUUGGGAAUGUGAAACCGGUCAUUGUUGUCGGUGCUGGUGUAGCUUUUCUUAUUCGAAUAAAGGUAACUAGCUUCUUUUUUUUAAAUGUCAACGGUACCGGUAGUUUCUCGACCGAAUUUAUUCAGCUCCACAAGCAAAUCGUCCUUCUUUAAUUGAUAUACCCAACUCACAUGGACAUCAUUGGGGUCAUACCAACCGGGGUGAGUUAUCGUCGGGAUAGUAACAACUGGGUUAGACGGACUGGUUGUAACUACAACGAUAUUUGGGGUACUCGUAACUGGCGGGUCUCCAGCGGUGUUGUUGCCUCCAGUCAUCAUGACUGAGAUUUACAAAGGACUGGUCAAGGGAAUAAUUCUGGUGGAAACUUCUUUUUCUAGCAAUUGAAUGUCCCUGCUCGGGCGCCAAUCUUUGUAGCGGUUUUUCCUUUUCUAACUUUAACGGUUAUCUGGGCGCCACCCUCGGGAUUAUUGUGGUUGAGGGCCGACGUGUACCAGGUAGCUUGUUACAGUGGAGAUCAGGGGUCGGAUCAGAUGCUAGAAGUUAUUCCUUUUAUACCUCCUGGAAACUCUAAAAGAAGACAUGAAAUCAAUAUUAGGGUCUGGUAUUUAUUGCUACAAAUUUAUAACAGUAAAUAAGGCAAUUCCCAUAUUAAAAUAAAACAUUCCUUAGGCAUAGUGAAUGAAGCGGGCGUGCAAUGAGGAGAGUGAAAAUGUGUAUGUGUGCGUGCGUGUAGAUUAAUGAUAACGGGCGGUUUUUAAGCAAGCGGUGAGUAACAGAAAAUUAGUAGCGGUCAUGCUAUAUAAUAGCGGUUAGAUCUUAACUGUUUUAACUGUUUCGAAUACUGAUGUACCCGUCCCACACUUUAUGUAAGACAUCUCGGAUACGGACAUGAAUUUACUGAACUCGGGCCAGACUGACUUAACCCAACGCCGUUCGUUUGUAAGGAAAACGCUCGAGGAUGGAAGGGCAACCCAGUGGGAGAAAAUACCAUGGUGCGCGCUUCGACUACUAUAGGUCCAAAGCCGGCGGCGAAGCUUCGAGCGUAUGACCAUACCAACUGCUACUUGCAGCAAGGUCACGCGGAAAAUAUUGCUAUAUUUAGGAAUGAAUAAUAAUUCGGAGAUAUUCAAGAAAGCCGCUCUUCUUCUUAAAAUCCAAGAAAAGUUGUGUGACUUUAGUUACACAAAUAAUUAAAAAUCAAGUUAAAUCACUACCGCGGGGUUGGCCGAAAAUUACCUAGCGCAAAUUGAAGUCAAAGCCGCACACAUUUUCGGAAAAAAUCUAGUAACUCCGUUACAAAGUGUGUAAAUGGGCCUAAAGUAUGAUAUUUUGUAUUUGUGCUUAUAAAAUAGGCUAUUUUUUUUGUGAAACAUUUCCACUUUAUAAUCGAAAUACAAAAUAUCGAUUUUUAGAGAGACGAAAAAAGGCUUAUAUACCUAGUUUAAGCUUAAAAAAAAAAUACAAAAAAAAACAAACAAAUAGUAUAAAACCUGAAAAAUCAAUUACCAAAAGCUUUUUCGGCGUUCAGAAUAUAAAUCAAGCCAGAGUUAAUAGUAAUGUCAAUAUACUAUAUAGAUGUUCGUCGCAAAUCACUCUCCCUGGAUGAAAAACAUGUCAAUAACAGAGUGCGUUCGCUAUCUGUGGUUUCUAUCGGAUGGGGUUUUACGUUUUAUACAAAAUUGUAAAGUUCGUCGAAUAUACGACGUGACAAGGUCGAAUUUGGUCACGGUCUUAAGGGAUUUUGAGGCAAAUAUUUUUAAUAAUAUGUGAUAUGACUAUUGUUUGAUUGCUUAAAAAUUAGGAAUCAAUUUUGAUUGUAGGAGUAGAUCCAUUGAUUCCUAAUUUCUUUUCACACAUAUUCUUGACAUAGUAUAAAACUAAAGUUGCAUCUCUCACACCCGAGUUUAUACUAAGUCAUUGACAAUCAAUGUUUCAAAGAAAAAUUCUUAUGUUAGAUAAGGGCUUAUAUAAUAUUAGUCAAUGUGUAGUUUGUAACGUAACCUAAAACAUAUCACAUUAAAAACUGUAAAUCGUCACAUACAUAUCAGAACAAGCAGGUGAUAAAAUAAAUAAUUUUCGCGUAUAAUAUAAUUUAUAAAUAUUGAGCCAAAAUAAUAUUUAUAGUCACUGUAAAGUUUAUAUACACUGGGUUUUUGUAGAAAUUGCUUGCAGUCAAACUUUCAAUAAAUUUAUUUUCUUCUACAACGAAUUUGAAAAGGUUUAUGUGGCCUAAUAUUUCGUCAAACAAUUAUCCACUUUUAUUCAUGAAACUAUUGUAUAAAGAAAAAAAUAUAUUUUAGACGAUAUUGUUCGUAUCGUCUUUUCACAAGGUGUCUUUCAUGAAGAUAGUUAAGAUUAGAACACAUCUAUUGAAUGUAUAAAGAAAAAUGUAACAUAAUAUAAGUUUUGUGCAAGACACUUUGCCCAAUCACGCUUAAAUUGUCAAUUUCGAUGUACAAUAAUCUUGUAGGACUGCUUUACAUGAUCUUUUUUGGGAAUCUUAAUGCAUUAAUGCAAUGCAACAAUUAGGUAAAGAUAAAUUAAUGGACAAAUUUGAUGGAAUUUAAUCGUUUUCAAUGACAACAACCAAUGAAAUAGGUACGUAAUGUGAAUAAAUGUGAAUUACUAGAAAGUUGAAUUUGGUGCAAAUACGUUGUCUUACUGAUACACAUUAUUAAAAAUUGUCGAUUCAAAAUUUCAGGAAACAGGGUAUCAAACCACCAUAUUAUAUAUUGAUGAUUUUAAAAGGCAGCACGUGACCCCAGAGAAUCAUAUACAGAAGUAGUACCACGAAGUAGAGAAUAUCGAAUCCACACGUUUCUCGAAAGUGAGAUUUGGUUCAACAAUGAGAAAUUAUCUAAAAUAAGCAAGCCUACUACACUAGAUCCAAAUUUUCCAUGAUGGAUAAAAAGUAUGUUGAAAAUUUCGGAAUAAUACGAACAAACUUCAAAGAAUAUUGUUCAAUGGAAUUUUAAAUUGGUUUCAUUAUCGCGAAAACUGUGAAACUAAUGUAUUUUUCCUUGAUUUCAUAUAAUGGUACAUUUGUUUGAAUGGAGAUGGCGCAGAGGCAUCUUCUACCACUGCAACCUUGUCAGAUUUCUUGUGGUUUCUCCUAUCUGUCCUUAGAGUGCAUUCUCUAAACCCGUCCUUUUUAUUAGAUUACAGAGACAUGAUACUGACCAUCCCAUGUUAAGUCUAGGAGGUGGCGUCGGAAACAUGCAAGAGUUUUCUGAAGGCUGAUAUUUUCAAAAUGGGUCGUACUUCAGUGAUGGAAGGCUAGUGUACAGUCAGCACUCACAGUUCCGGGACAGCUGGCGUUGGGACUCGCGCAAAGUUGUGAUUUUAAGAAGCAUCUUAACUAUUUUUUCAAAGCUCAAAAUGUAUAGAAAUUUUGCACAUUAUCUGUUUGAAGAUCAUAGAUAACGUAUGUAAAUCUGCAGACGUUUAGGUAGCUGCAAGAAGGGAGUCAGACGCCCUGAAAGUUUUUAUUUUAUGGCAUUUUCUUCGGUGUCCCUUCAAAUAUAUUUGUCACAUACCUGCAAGAAUAUAUUUUGAUAGGACACCGAAGAAAAUGCCAUAAAAUAAAAACUUUGAGGGCGUCUGACCCUCUUUAUACAGCGACCGAGACGUCUGAUGAUUUACACACGUUAUCUGUGACCUUCAAACAGAUUACGUGCAAAAUUUCGAUACAUUUUGUGCUUUGAGAAAAUAGUUUAGAUGCUUCUUAAAAUUUCAACUUUGCCCGCGUCCCAGGGACAGCUGUCCCGGAUCUGUGAGUGCUGACUGUACACUAGCCUUCAAUCACUGAAGUACGACCUAUUUGAAAAUAUCAGCCUUCAGGAAACUCUUGCAUGUUUUCGACGCCAGCUCCCCAACUAUGUAGCUUGCGGGAUUGGGCUUUCUCUCUUCAAGCCUCGCAAACCUUAGCGCUUCGCAAUGGCACCAUAUUACGGCAGUUUCUUCCGCCUCCUGGCAGAACCUGCACAGGCUUUUCUCUACCAGGCUCAUUCUUUCCAGGUGCUUGUUGAGUUUACAAUGUUCUGUUAAUUGGCCUACCGUUAUCCUAACAAUCUUGCGGCUGUGGCUUAGUAGGCUGUGAACUUGGGCGAGUCGGAUUUGAUGAACUUCUUUGCCUGUCGUUGUCCUGGUGUUCCCUGCCCUUAGCUUCUGUACUCUCUCUGUCUAUCCAGUUGUUGAUAGAUGUUUUAAAACUGCCUGCAGAUAUUCCGCAGAAUGGUUCUGGGCCUAUCAUCUCAGUGGCCGAGCCUCCUUUGGUUAAGUCAUCAGCCUUUUCAUUUCCUGGGAGGCCCCCAUGGAAUGGUACCAAGGAUAUGGUGAGUUUAUUGGACAAGCACACCUCCUCUAGGGUACGUAUACACUCCCCAACCAGCUUGAAGCUGAUUUUUCUGGAGCUGAUUGCCUUUAGGGCUGCCUGGCUGUCCGAGUAAAUAACGAUAUUUUUACUCUUAACUUUCCUUUCGUUUAUCAGUAUGGCUCAGUGCAUUAUUGCAGCGAUUUCCGCCUGAAACACCGUGACGUACUGUCCGAGACUUAUGGACAUGAACCAUAAAGUGAUACGCUGUAUUUCAAAACAACUUUCAAUUAAUAAAUUCAAUACAGCUUUUCGCUUUUAAAUUGCUAUAAUAGCAUUAAUGACUGGAUUGUCGAUUUUACAUAAAAUGAAAACUUGAUCUUCUGAGAUUACAAUGGUUGAAAUUGCUGAGUGUUGAAAAUGAAUGAUUUCAACAACAAAAACCAUGAAAAUAAUGAAUGCGCCAAAAAAUCCAUGUGUCAAUCAAUAAUAUUCACAUAAAAUCGAACUGUCAAAUGUUCUAUAACCGCCAGUAACCCACGUCCCUCGCUAAAAUUUCAACGGUUAGAGAUUUCCAGUUACCGCUUAUAACACAGUUAGUUGCUGAAAAAUCCUUAGAGUAAUACUCUAACAUCGACUACAGUCUGCACCAAUAAAAUAACGUAGAUCCUUAAUUACUGCGAGGCAGUAUUUAAUAGUUUCAAUAACUCUCUACUAUUGUUCAUUUUGCGAAAUUAAAUACCUACCAUAACAUCCAGUUAAGUUGACUAUUUUGGUGUACCCACAACCAACAAAAACAUUCCUUAUAAUUGGCGCCCAACGAACGUGGGGCUACGAAAAUUGUGUGAAAACUUGUGUUUUCAUUGAAACAUUCGUACAAUCUGAGAUCAACGAGAAAGAUGGCUUCAUUACUCUCAAACGAACAGUUUCAAGAACUAUUAACAGGCGAUUUCGCCUCGGUUUGGUACCCCAGUUUGGUCUGUCAAACAGGUACCAAUCAAUUUCGGAUAGGAGAAUGAUUCCGUCACGGCAACUUUAAUAGGCGCUUUGGUCUGUCAAAUGCUAUACCGCGGUUUGACUGGGUAGUGGAGGAAUGGUAGCUUUCUUUCUCUUUUUGUCUCAUGUCCAAUUAAAACAUGCGGGUGCAUUCAACGGUCGUAAUUGCAUCCUUGCAUGUCUAUACCGCCCGCUUCCAGCUUCUAGAACUUCCAACUCGCGAACCUUGAACACUUCACUCCUCUGCCGAAUUGUCGCUGUCGAUUGGCAACAUGCACAACUUGGUGAAAGCUCGCCUAGUAACACCAUUGCUUGUCUUCAAAUCGGCCACUCUGUUCACACCAUCGGGUGCAGGAAACACCACACACACUCGGCCUAGCUUCCAAAGUUUAGGCUGAAGAUUAUCCUCCUUGAUGAGCACUAAAUCAUUGAGCUUGAGGGCUGGUUUGUUGAGUUUGCUUUUGUGUCGUUGUUGUAACUCGUUCAGAUAUUCCUUCUGCCAUCUACUCUAGAAAUGUUGUUGAAUUUAAUUGGAAGAGCUGAUACCUUGGAAGUCUGUUGGCAGAGAUGUGAUAUGUCUGACGUAGCUGGACGGCCCAACAAAAAAUGAGCAGGAUCCAGGGGGUUCAGAUCGUUAGAAUCGGAUGACAUUUGACAUAUAGGACGGGAAUUUAUUAUUGAUUCUAUUUGAACCAGCAGAGUGUAUAGUUCCUCAAAUGUAAAUACCACAUUGUCCAUAACCCUUCGCAGAUGAUGUUUACAGCUUUUUACCCCAUUUUCCCACAUACUACCUAAAUACGGAGCCCGUGGCGGGAUGAAAUGCCAUUGCACGCCAUGAUUAGUGACCGAAGCUUGUAAAUGAUUUUGAAUGUCCUUAUUAGUGAUAAAUUCCUUGAAUUCUGAGCAAGCAGCUACAAAAUUACUCCCGUUGUUUGAAUAGACAUGAGUUGGCUUCGGGAUACAAACCUUCUGAAUAAAGCAAUGAAACAGCUCGUUGUGAGCUCCGUUACUAGUUCAAGAUGCACAGCUCGUGUCUUGAAGCGAAUAAAGAAAUCCAACACUUUGAAAGCCUUGGCUACCCUUAUGGUUUUUUGUUGAAUAAGGUCCUGCAUAAUCAACCCCUGUUACUUGAAACCGAAACCCUCGAGAGGAAGGUAAUUCCCCCAGUAAAGGAUUUUGAAUGGUUGCCUUGAAUCUAAAACAUGGUAUACACUCCUUACAACGUUUUUGACUAAAUACCGGCCUGAUACUGGCCAGAAUUUCUCUCGGACCUUGCGCUUAUAGUAGCGGGGACCCUGUUUACGGUAUUGGACAUGAAGGACGGGUACUUUCAGGUCAUGUUAGAUAAACAAUCAUCAGAUUACUGUGCAUUUGCAACUCCAUUUGGGAGAUUUAAAUUUUGUCGCAUGCCAUUUGGCAUAAGCUCAGCACCUGAGGUUUUUCAAAAAUUAAAUUAUGAGCUAUUUGGCGAUAUCAAAGGGGUUAAAAUUUAUUUCGAUGAUCUCAUCAUCACAGGUUCAUCUGAAUCGGAACAUGACCAAAAGUUUGAUGAAUCAUUUUUCAAUCGACCCUCAACACAAACUACUCCAUUCUGGCAAAAGGGAAAAAUAUUUAAAAUGGAACUUUUAGGAGAAAUGAGCUUACCCUGAAAUAGAUCGCUAUAUUCUUGUGGAAAACAUUCCUUUUGAAUUUCUUGGGAUACCUUUAACAAACCCAAGUAAACCUCAUUUGCCGUUAAGGGUCCUGAUAUUUUAUUUUUUGUGAGACAAUUGUUCUUGAACCUGUAAAUCCAAGCAAUUGCUCGAUUAAGCCUAUUGGAAUUAGAAAAACGUUCAAAAGAAAUGCAACUCUUGUAAUUAUUUUCCUUGGUUAUCAUCAAUUGAGAAAUUUUGUUCUUACUGAAUGUAUUCUGGUUGAUGCAGAAACUCUGGACCUUCCCACUACAUUUGAAAGUUUUCUAUUUGACUUGGCAAUAAGCCCCUGGUGAGUAAGUCCGCUGGAUUUUGCUUGCCAGGGACUUGACUCCAAUUGAACGAACCUGUCAUCUCUUGCAUUUCAGCCACUCUAUUACUGACAAAUGUUUUGAGUUGAUUUGGAGGAGUUUUCAACCACCCCAAAACAAUCGUAGAGUCUGACCAAAAUGUACAAGAGACUGAAUUCAACCUCAAUAUCUCAAAUAUCCUAUUCGCAAGCUUAGACAAUAAAUGUGACCCGCACAAUUCUAAACGUGGCAUGGUGAAUGUUUUCAAUGGUGCCACCCUUACCUUUGAACAAAAAAGUCGCACGGAAAUAACACCAUCUGGAUUUAAAGACCUUACAUAAAUAUAUAUGCCAAGGUUGACGCAUCUGAGAAACAAUAAAACUGGAAUGUGCUUACAUCAAAUACUGUCCUAGGUAUUUGGAGGUUGUUGAUGUAAUGCAAUUCUGAUAUACAUUUGAGCCAUGCCCUUCUGUCUUCUUCAGGAAGUUUGUCAUCCCAAGAAAGCCUAAGGACCCACAGCCUUUGAAGCAUAAUCUUAGCAUAUAGAAUACAUGGUGAUAGCAAUCUUAACGGAUCAAAUACCCUGGAAAUGGAUGAUAGCACGCUGCGCUUAUUGACUUUAUAUUUUAAAUAAUCCUGUGUACUACACCAAACCAAACCCAAUGUCUUUUUAUCGGCUUCAAGUAUGACUUCAUCUGAAUUAGAAUCUGUGUGAAGAUUUUGAAUGAAAUCUUGACCGUUGGAUCGCCAUUUGCGCAACUCAAAGCAACCUUGCAAUAAAAUAUGUGACACCUGAUGAGCUAAUGAAUAUGCCUCCUUGAUUGAAUCCGCGCCCGUCAACAGAUCGUCGACGUAAAAAUCAGAUUCAAUCACCCUUGAAAUUUCUGGAUAAGAUUCACGACAAUCAAUGCCUGACUGAAACAAGUUCAUAAUAGCUAAAAAUGACCCUGACCGUCUGACGCAGUACCAUGACGGUGUUUAACUCGAAAACCCUGAGAGGAUCAUCUGAAUUUUUGCGCCAAAGAAUCCGCUGCAACCGCCUAUCUGACUUAUCAACCGCUACCUUCCUAUACACUUUGAAGCUGUCUGAUUAAUACGGUCUAUGUGACCUUGGUACCCCAGGCAACCGAAUUAUAGGUUAUCAUUGGUCUAACACCAUUUUGUAUAACCAUAGAUUCAUCUUUGGACUCAAUCCCCAGAUUUUUUCAAAAAGCCUUCUGCAUCUUCCGAAGGAAAUUUUAGCCUUAAGGUGUGGACCCCAGGUCAUCCUUUGGUCAAAAAUAAAUCCUAGAUAUUCGACCCCUUUUGAGAAGGGGAUUUCCGCUCCAUUAUGCUUAGGACAUCGAAGUCCUUUUAGUACUCUUCUCUUUGUAAACAGGACAAUCACGGUUUUCUGCGGAUUAACCGACAAGCCUUCAUCCCUGCACCAGUUAUCUACUAUGUUCAGAGUUCUUUCUGAGACAUGUUCUAGAUGCCUACCUCUGACUACGAGGACCAUAUCAUCCACGUAGCCGAGACAGUAGAAUAUCUCCUUGGCCAUUUUUGCCAGGAGAUCGUCGACCAGGACCGCCCAAUACAAUGGCGAUAAAACACCUCCGUGUGCACAGCCGGCUGGCUUCUAUCCAGUUACAUACGGUAUAUGGAAUAUUCUUACGCUUGGGUGCGUUCAUUUGUGAUGGUAGUCCGUAGACUUUUCUGGUUGGUGUUGGUAGGCAUAUUGGCGAUCGCUUAGAGGAUAGAGUCUUUAAUUCUCUCAUAUGUUACCAGUUCCUUUGCCCUAUUCCAAUCCACCUUUAAUGGUCUUCUGGACUUUCGGACGUGAUCUAUCGGCCUAGAUUGAUCAGUGAAUAAAGAUGAUCCUGGAAAGUGGGUAUCUAUUAUUAGCCCUAAGCUUUCCUAGUUAGGGCUCGUGUGGGCCCUGUUCCAUCUUUUUAGGGAGCAGAGAGUGCUCGCAGUACCUUCCCUUGCAAGAACUUUGUGCACCCUAGCGCACACCGGCGUUUGUGUAAUUUCUUCACAGAAUCGCUCCCUUUUUUUUUUUUGCCUUGCAGAUCUCUUUAUUAUACUGCGUACGUUUUACCUUUGCUUUGUCCUUUUCCUCCAUCUUUUGCCUUUCGUGACCAGGUUCUGCAUUCUAGCUCUUGAUGACCUUGUCCUCUGUUAGGUUGUCGAUCUCCUCCAGGAAGUUUGCUUUGUAGUUGGACUUGGCACUGAAUUUGCCUUUGACCUCACCUUAUUUAAUUGGAUUUUAUUUGUCAUUGAUUGUACUCAUACUUGGUCCCACGAGAAGCUAGGGAAAUAAAGGUCCACCCAGCCAAAGCCCCGCAUGGUCGGGUAAGGCUUGGAAUACAGGGGGUGCAGUCCUCCGCACGUUGCCUUCCACCUUGACUUAGUAAUAGAGUGAUAUGUAAAUGUUUUGCCAAGUCCCUUAUCGCGAAAUGCCUAUCGUAGCCGCUCAAAUUAUGAAAUACGAUAGGAACUGCAAAAGAGCUUUUAUAGCAAAUUACAGUCACAGUGAGCAAAACCUCUAAAAUCUCCAGUGAGGUGACAGUGAUCUCUAACGAUUUUAUCAGUUUCCUUGAAAAAUGGAUGAUUGACCUACUAAAUGAACGAAAAAGAUCAGAAAUCCUGUUCUUGUUUCAAAAAAUGAGAAAACUGAAAAAUUACUAACAAUAUCCUGUUGUCACAAUAAUUGUACAUCAAAAAUUUCCAGCUGCCAGCUUUCUCAACCUGUCUAAUGUCAGAUUUAUUUUUAACAUACUCUAUCUGAUAUGGUCAAUAGCACAGAUUUGAUUUAUUUGAAAAAUUGAACAGUACAUGCAUACGACUCAUAUUAUACCUACGUAUCUGAGGCAACUUCAACUAUCUAAUAUUUAAACAGUGGUGAAUGUUUUAGCUCAACAAAAUAAAUACAAGAAUAAACUAAUUUAUUAAGUAACUCAAAUUCCACUCGAAACAAAAUUUAAUACCUGGGAAAUGAUUUGUUAAUCCCAGCCGCAAAAACCAUCAUAAUUAUAUACGAGCUUAUGCUUCUCGCAAUAGCGUCGACAUCCAAAUAAGUAAACAGAAAGAUGGGUCGAUGCAAUGUAAGCAACUCAAACUAUAUGAUAAACCUAAAACUAAUUUGCGAAGUUGAGGAGAGACGCGCUCUGUGAGCUGAUGCCAGACAGGGACGAAUUUCGUCAACUCGAAAACUUUCCCCGGGAGAGAGCGACCGUUCCAUUUAGGAAAUCAUUGACUUUGGGAAACUUGGAAGUUAUGUUGAAUUUUUUCUUUUUGAUUUAGCAAUCUUGCGUACUAGUAAGAUUAUGAUCUUGAAAAUAAUUUUUAAACAUUCACCACUGAUUUUUGAACUAUCCACCAUAAUUUCAACAAAAUGUCUAUAGAGUAAAAUAGGGAAGCUAAUGUAGAAUACAAAUAGACAAUUAUUUUAAAAGUAGGAAUAAAUUUAGAUGUAUACAAGGUUAAAAUAAUUUUAAAAAAUAUAUAUUAAAACGGUACAUAUCAUAAAAAGAAAAAUUUUAUCUAGAGCAAGUAGUUUUUCGGCCUUUAAAUAUCCGUAGCGAAGAAAAUUUUAUGAAUAUUAUUGAUCUUUUGAAUGUUGGAAUUUUGAUUUAAUGGAGAAAAAGUAUGAUGAUAUUUUUCAUAACCAAAAUAAUUAUACAGGGUGUGUCAUCAUUGGAAAUGUUUUACUUCACUAUAGUGUACAUGCACCAGAAAACGUUAUCACACUUUAGUUCAUAAUGAAACACUUCAGAUUUAAGACCUUUUGAAAUCUUUCAAUUCAAGAACAUGUGAAAAUCUAGAGAUGGUCUAUUAAUCCACAUAUACCUGUGUAUACCUAUUUUUUCAUCUGGAAACAAAUACUUGUUUGUGAAUAUACAUAUAACGACGAAAAUUUUUGCUGACACAGCCUAUAUAUAUUAUAUUAUAUUAUACAAUGAUAAUACCAAUACAUAUCAAAUAUGUGACCUGUUUAAUAGUUAACCUGUCCAAAAAAAAAAAAAUAAUUACUUAAACAUACAUAUCACUUUACACACACAAAAAAAAUAUAUAAAUUCUUUCUGUUCUGUUAUUAUGCUACUUCUAUUGGCGAAUACUGUUACUGUAAAUUCUUGUAGAAGCUAGACACGAAACUAUAAACAAAACUAACGUAGACGUAGCGGAACAACAAAGUAUACUCGUAGAGCACUCAUAAUGUAACAUAAGAUAUGGUUACAGGCUUUAAUUUGUUCGCCAUUUCGAUGUGAUAUUUAUGCGAUACCUUUGUAUAUAAUCAGCUUAUGACUAGAAAAAUCUUGGGAAAAUGUUUAGCUAUAGACCAGGGUGUAGUAGAUACUGUAAAUUAGAUAAUAUAAAACAUUGUGAGCUUUGAAUUUUCACAUUUUGGUUUUGUAAAUUGAAAUGUUAAAAUCUAAAGCGUUGUCCCAAAAAAGAAUAAAAUAAACUCUUAUGAUUUAAAAAGGCUUUUAACUGUUUCGAUAUGGUUAUUAUUGAAUAUGACCAUAUUUGCUCUAAAGAGUCAAUAUUAAAUUAGAAAAAAUGUAGAUAAUAAGGUUUUAGAAAAUGAAGAAAUCCAUAUUAUGUGUAGCUUAAGUAAAUGAAAAAAAAAAAACUAUACACGUAGGCCUAUCUUGUACCAAACAUUUAUUAGUUUUAUAUACACUUCUACCUAUUUUGUUAUCUUUAUAUGAUAUUUGUGCGAAAAAUCUAAUUCUAAAAGUGUUAUAUUUGUCGCCUAUAGUCUUUAUUAUUUUGUGAAACCUUUGUAAUAUUUAUUAUUAUCUUGGUUGUCCUACCUUAUUAAAUAAAAUAAGGUAUAUUCCC
This is a messenger RNA of Ceutorhynchus assimilis (cabbage seed weevil), 18129 nucleotides long. NCBI's taxonomy places the organism in Eukaryota, Metazoa, Arthropoda, Insecta, Coleoptera, Curculionidae. The record is from the annotation of a GenBank genome assembly.